Molecule: messenger RNA, 1905 nt
Organism: Gadus chalcogrammus (walleye pollock)
Lineage: Eukaryota; Metazoa; Chordata; Actinopteri; Gadiformes; Gadidae
Product: caspase-3-like
Exons: 7
Coding region: 121-984 (287 amino acids)
Biological process (GO): positive regulation of apoptotic process; proteolysis; apoptotic process
Cellular component (GO): cytoplasm
Source: RefSeq, a predicted model, not a curated record
AGUCGGUAGGCCCCAUGGACCUAUAAAGAACGGCCUAGUGAGCGUCGCCCUGUCUGAACUCUGAAGGCGAAGUCACGUCCUUACAUCUCCAUCACUUUUGGUCGCGUACGAAUAAUAACCAUGUCAGAGAACCGUGGCGAUGCAGAGGAGCGAGGAGACAGUGUGGACGCCAAAUUCUGGCCUCACAGGCAAUCCAAGGCUCCCAACCCCCCUGACAAGGCGGGGCGAGAGGGAAAAGCUGGAGCUGGUUCCGCGGACGCCAACCGCUACAGAAUGGACUACCAAAGCAUCGGAACCUGUGUGAUCAUCAACAACAAGAACUUCCAUAAGAGCACGGGCAAGGAAACCCGUGAGGGGACCAACGUGGAUGCGGACGCUGUGGCGAGGACAUUCCACGGUCUGGGCUACAAGAUAAGAAGAGAAAACGACCGGACCGUGGGAGAGAUGGAGGAGCUGCUCCACACUGUGUCCCAGGAGGACCACAGUGGCUCCGCCUCCUUUGUGUGCGUGCUGCUGAGCCACGGCGAUGAAAAGAACUUCUACGGGACGGACGCCUCCACCGAGCUCAAGACGCUGACCGAAAUGUUCCGCGGCGACCACUGCAAGACUCUGGUGGCCAAGCCCAAACUCUUCUUCAUACAGGCAUGUCAUGGCAACUGUUUGGACGAUGACAUUCAGAUGGACAGCUCCUGCGACGAAUCAUGGGAUAGGAUUCCCGUGGAGGCGGACUUCUUGUACGCCCACUCUAACACUCCAGGCAACUUAUCUUGGAGGAACGAGGGCAAAGGCUCCUGGUUCAUACAGGCGCUGUGCGAGAUGCUGAAGGAACACAGCAAUCAGCUGGAGUUGAUGAAGAUCAUGACGCGGGUCAACCGCAAGGUGGCGCUGGAUUUGGCGUCGUCCACCCACGAUCAUGAGACCAAUGAGAAGGAUCAGAUGCCAUCCAUCACCACCAUGUUGACCAAGGAGUUCCACUUCCAUUGAUAGUUGCCAACUGAUGGAUUGUUGGGACUGUUGGAACCGUUAAAGUGAUGGUAUUGAUUCAACUACUGGUGCUGAGGAAAUUAUUGGCUGUUUUUUUGUUUCUUCGGGUCUGUCCUGUCUGUGCUUGUGGUGGAUGGGAGAAGCAUUUGUGGCUGUCUUUGCGAUCUAUUUGAUUGGAACUGGGGAUCCUGUGCUUGCUUUGAUAUACUUUACGUCUAUUCCACAAGGUGCUCUGGAGAUGAACAGCUGUGGCCACAUUUUAAUCACUUAUUUUACAUAGAAUUUCUAGAUUAUUAAGUGAAUGCAAGUCUUUUAAAUAUUAAACAUUAUUACGCUUGAGUAAUAUCAGUUUGUUGUUGCUGUAUUAGGCGAUAUUUUUUAAAUUGCACUUGUAAGCAAAAUGUUCAUGUCAAUUUGUUUAUGAAAAUACUAAAUAAGAAGUAAACCAGAAUGAUGCAGGACUCAUCAGUCAUUUCUCUAAUAACGAGACCACUAACCUUUUAGGAUUUUCAACUAAAGUCCAGUUUGACGCCAGUCCAUGUACACAUUCGCAAAGCAGCUUGAAUCUGUUAGCAGCCCGGGGCCUGUAGUCCAGUCUGGAGCUGAGCCUAGAGGACUUGCUGUUCAGGCAGGCAGAUGAAAUGCCCGAUCCCUCGAGCUGAUGUCGGCCUCCUCCAGAACACUGGUGUUGGUGCGUCUGAUUGUCCUAGAAAUGAACUGCUUUGGCCUCCAUUAUGGAGGACUCGUAGGAUCUGUUACCAGGAUGAAUUGGGGAAACCUUCGUCAUCUCUAGAAAGAGACCGAUGGACUACCUAUUACCUAUUAUUUGAAUGCAUAUGGAUUUAAUAAACCAAAUAUAGAUUUCUUUCAUAAAAUCUUUGAAGGCACACUUGCAAACAGUUGUCACUUUGAACACAAUUG